GUUGAUGGUGGCUGGUUGAGAAAAGAAGGCUACAGUGGCCAGAUCCUUCAGUUCGUCCUGUUCCACUUACCUGUCGAAGCAGAUCCGACGGAGGUGUGCAAUCUGAGCGGCCUGGGCGGUGAGAAGGCGGAGUUUUCCGCAGUACGCUGGGCACCCCUGGACGAGGCCGUGGCGGGCGUCUGGGAGGCCAAGGCCCCGGCCUACCGCUACCUCCAGGAACGGGCGCAGAGCAUCAUCGAGAGCUUCCUGUCGAAAGACGCCUGA
This is a messenger RNA of Symbiodinium sp. CCMP2456, 264 nucleotides long. The record is from the annotation of a GenBank genome assembly. NCBI's taxonomy places the organism in Eukaryota, Dinophyceae, Suessiales, Symbiodiniaceae.